Manis javanica (Malayan pangolin) is the source of this 2254-nucleotide messenger RNA. The record is from RefSeq and is a predicted model, not a curated record. NCBI's taxonomy places the organism in Eukaryota, Metazoa, Chordata, Mammalia, Pholidota, Manidae.
GAGCUGGAACAGAAGGCGGCAGUGCAGGGAGCCUGGCUUCUGAGAACGGGAGGAGAGCUGGAAGAAGUCUUGGCCUGAGAUCCAGUAGACCUGAGUUCUGAUCUAGCUCUGUCACCAGGGAAGCACCUUGGACCAGACAUCAUGAGCCACCUCCCCAUCCUGUAAUUCUUGCUUGAUCUUGGGCAAGAUCCUUUCCUUCUGGUGCCUCAAAUUCUCCUUCUCUAUGCCAAAUGGCAACAUUGAGAAGGGCUGUCCCCAGAGGGAGAGGGGUAGCCCUCUGCGGCCUCCUGCUCUAUUACAAUUGCACCCUCAGGUAUCAACAGAGUGAUGUAGUGUGAGCACCAUUAGGCUUUCCUUUCAAAGAAAAGAGGCAUCUUUUCCCUCUAUGUUUCCGAAUAUUAAAUAUACAUAGUUCCUAGAGAGAUAUGGUUUAUUCAUUGACAUUCACUUACCAAACAUUUAUUAAUUAAGUCAACAUUUCAUAGAACUACAAGCCAACAUGAGAGCUGGACAAGACCUUUGAAAUCAAAUUCAUUAAUAGAUGAGGACAUUCCUCAACUAGGGGAAGUGCUGACUUGCUUAAAUUCCAGUCUAUAAAAUUAGAAACAGAACCCAGGGAUUCUGAGUCCCAGUCCAGCAGCUUUCCAAAACGCUCGUUACUGCUUAUUGUGGCUUAGAGAACUAUCUACCUAAACUUAAAUAGUGGUAGUGAUGUUUUACCUGAAUACGGUCCUUUAAAAAAAAUUGUAUUUGAAAGUGAAAUGUCAAACGUUAGUUUUAGUUCUAAAUAUGGUAAUUUCCUUUAAGACAUUGCCGGUGCUGUCAGUACUCCCUGAGGAGAGAGACUAUUAGAAAUUUCAGAGAGAUACACACAGAGAGAGGGAGAGAAGCGAGUAGUUAGACUGGGGGGGUCUAGGGCCCUUUUAAAUUCUUGACUGAAAGAAGGAAUGCGGCGGUGAAACCGGCUGGGUGACCAACUGAGGGCUGUAGUGGCACAUCUUCCCCCCAAGGAUAGCUGCCCACACGGGUCGUUGGACCCUCCCACCACUACUCUGUCGCCUGCCUGUUCCUGAACUUCCACACUCGCUCUCCUGAGCAUAGUUAUUGGGAAGAGAUCGACCUCCAUCCGGAUAAGGCACUUUAAGUAAGUUUCAUGUGGCCCGGCGUGUCGGGAGGCAGAGCCGCGGCGCUCGCUUAGGAAGAGCGGGCUUCCCAGGAGGUGGGAAGGUUCUGGGUGAACUGGGAACCCAAAGGAGGCAGAGGCGGACAUUAAAGUAGGACAAAUGCUCCCUCUCCUCGCUUGGGCGAGGGAGGCAUGAGCGGGGACUCCGUCUCCGCCGUGUCACUCGCAUCUAACCGAGUGGAGCCCGGCUCGGGUCUGCAGUGCCUCCAUCGAGCGCGCUGGCCCGUCCACGCCGCGGCCGCCCCCGAUCCCGGAGGUAGCAGGAGCCCGGCAGGCCCCCCACUGCCGGCCCGCGGCCACCUCCGCCCCGACGCUCCUGCUCCGGACGAAUGCCGCCCCCCGAGCGCUCUCCGGGUCCCUCGCGGAGACUCGGGGGCGCCCGCCGCCAGAGCAGCCCUUCCCGCCUCCCCCGGCUGCGCUGCCCGGCCGCCGGGCCCACGGCCGCGACGGCACCUCCGGAGGCGCUCGCGCCGGGGCCCCGCAGCUCCCCAGGCAGGAGGCCGCGCGCGGCGGCCGUGGUCCGGGGCUGCGCGAGGUCCCGAGCCCGGCCGCGCCGGCGCGGACGGCCCCAGACCCAGCAGUCCCUGGCGGCGGCGGAAUCGCGGCGGCCACCGGCGGGCUCGUCCCACGCCGGGUCUGCGGGCCCAGGGAGGCAGCCGGGCCGGGCAGGGGCUGAGCGCGCCGCAGCGUCCCCGAGGGCUCGGAACUUACCCAACCGGCGCGCCGCCCGCAGCUUCGCCCGGAGGCGCCCACCGCAUCUGCGACCCGAGCAGGUGCGGGAACCGGCGCACCGUCGGAGCACCGCGACCCGCGGGCCGGGACACGGUGGCGAGCGCGGGCGGCGCCCCCAAGGGCAGAUCCACCGUCCCCGCUGUGCGCCGGGGAGUGGGACGUGGCAGCCCACAAAGGAGCCGCUGCUCCGCUUCUGUGCCAGGCACGGCGGAGCGCAGCUCACGCUUCCCGGCCCCUCCGGCCUGGAGCCCUGCCCAGCCCCUGCAGCUUCUGCUGUGGGCUGCAGCUCUGACUCGGUCAAGUGAAGGAAGGACGGCCGUUGGUCGGCACCACAUCUGA